This is a messenger RNA of Rhagoletis pomonella (apple maggot), 2968 nucleotides long. RefSeq names its product vang-like protein 2 (gene Vang). NCBI's taxonomy places the organism in Eukaryota, Metazoa, Arthropoda, Insecta, Diptera, Tephritidae. The transcript has 4 exons. The coding region runs from base 1226 to 2968 and encodes 580 amino acids. The record is from RefSeq and is a predicted model, not a curated record. Gene Ontology annotation, cellular component: plasma membrane. Gene Ontology annotation, biological process: multicellular organism development; Wnt signaling pathway, planar cell polarity pathway; establishment of planar polarity.
GAACAAUAUCGAUAUCAGAAAAAUCGAUGUUGAAAGUCCUACUCCCAAUUGAAUAGAAUAUUAAAUUGUGUUAUUUCCAAUUCGUAUAUUUACUGAGUAUUAAAACGGCAUGCCGGUCACCUCAAGCGGUUUGUCAAACUUAAGAGCUAAAUAAAUCACACAAGCUGCUACUUAAGUAUUUUCCUAUACACUUUUUUGUGGAUGAAAAAUAAAUUUUAACUGAAGUAUCGAUAUUGCGGGUAAAUUUUCGAUGUCUUAGAUAUAUCGACCUUGGAUAUCGAUCAAAAAAAUCCAUUAUCGUGCCAUGAAAUAUCGAUAUUCAAGAUAAUCGAUACGAUAUCGAACAUUCCUACUUGGCUCUCCGAAUAUCUGUCAAUAAAAUCAACAAAAACCGCUUUAACUGCUUUUACACAGUUCAAGUAUUGAAUUCAAUUCUGCUCGCUUGAUUAUGGAAGGGGGAGAGAAGAAAAAGGACGAGCGACCGAACGAUAUGUAUUUUUGGUUCAUGGAUUACUCCUUGGUAUCAUUUCUAUAUCCACAGGAUUGCAAAAAUCAGCUGUUUCAGCAGGGCUGCCACAUCAUGUGGUAGAAAGAGUUCAAAAUAGAGGAUGCGAUGUUUCUCGAACAAUAAAAAUAAAAAAAUUAAACUUUAUCCACAAAAUUAUAUAAAUUGGCAACAUUGUAAGAAUAAUGUAAAGAGGAACAAAAGAUGCAACGCGACUGGGGCAAAAGAGAACGCAGUUGAGCGAAAAAUAUCUAGGAGUGUUUUUUCUAUUUUUCGCUUUAAUGGCAUUUUUCGACUCCAUUCCAAUUGUUUAAUUUUUAGCAAAACAAUAGUUAACUGUAAGUUAAUAUAUAUUAAAUUAAAAUGUUGAAAAUAAAUAUUCGAGUUAUAAUACGACAUGUAAAGUAGAAGAAAAAACAUUCAUUUUCCAAUUGGUAUUUUUAAUGAGACUUGUAGUGCAACGUCAAGGAACGAAGAACAAUAGCGUAGUCGAAGUCAAAAAAAAUAAAAGAUCAAAGAACUGCAAAUUUUCAUGAACAUUCUUCGAAUACCCUUGCAUAUAAAAAUUUCUUGAUUACCUAACCUGUAGGACUAGUAGGUAUUUUACACGAAAUCUUUUGAAUAUUACUAAAGUCCCAAAGUCCCAUCAACGACUGAAACACGCCCACUUCUGUGUGUGUGUGUGUGGACGUGGUGACCGCUGUGUUGGCGGUGUUUGCAAUGGAAAACGAAUCCGUAAAGUCGGAACACAGCGGACGAUCGAGACGUUCACGCAAUCACAACAACAAUAAUAGUUCUGCCACUGGUGGUGGUGGUCUGGGCAAUAGCAGCAGCGGAGGCACUGUAAAUAACGGAUAUCAUCGUGAUCGCACACGGCAUUCCCACCGUAGUGGACAUACCAAAUCCAGUGGUAAACACCAACGCGCCGAUAUGGCUCCAUUUCAGACAAGCGUCAACAUGACAGGUGAAGAAAAUCGCGAUGGACAAGAAAUAAUCGAGGUGCAAAUAUUGCCGCAAGACGAAAAUUGGGGUGAAAACACGACUGCAGUUACUGGUAACACAUCGGAACAAAGCAUCUCAAUGGAAGACAUAAAUAAUGCUUGGCAUCGUGAGAAUGACACAAGUUUUGGAUUUGCUUGUCGCCGACGUUUGGAGUCUGCGUUCUCACUUUUACUUGGAUUUGUAUCAUUCUUCUCGCCAGUCGCAAUGGUGGUAAUGCCGCGCAUGGGUUUCUUUCCCUCUGCCUUCGAUCAUGCUGAACUUACCCAAACUGUUCGCACACAAUUACUAGCAUGUAGUAGUGAAUGUAAGGGACUACUUGUGUCUCUAACAGCCAGACUAAUUUUGUUGGCUAUAGGACUGUGGGCGCUCUUUAUGCGUCGAUCGGCGGCAACAAUGCCGAGAAUUUUUCUGUAUCGUGCCGUUGUGCUACUGCUUGUUACCAUUUGCACAUUUGCUUAUUGGCUCUUCUAUAUGGUGCAGGUUACUAAUGGUGCCAAAGUUGUGGUGGAAACUGGGGGUGAUGCAGUCAAUUACAAAUCACUUGUCGCCUAUGCAACAAAUUUGGUCGACACAUUGCUCUUUAUACACUAUAUCGCCGUAGUCCUACUCGAGCUACGUCAUCAGCAGCCAAUGUACUAUGUAAAAAUUAUUCGUUCUCCAGAUGGGGUAUCGCGCUCUUACAUGCUGGGGCAAUUGAGUAUACAACGCGCAGCUGUCUGGGUGCUUCAACGUUACUACGUGGAUUUUCCGAUUUUUAAUCCGUAUUUAGAACGCAUACCGAUUUCAAAGUCGCAACGAAACAAAAUUUCAACUAGUUUCAAAUACUACGAAGUUGAUGGUGUUAACAAUGCGCAACAGCAAAGUCAAAGUCGUGCUGUAUUAGCAGCAAAUGCGCGACGACGUGACUCAUCGCACAAUGAGCGCUUCUAUGAGGAACACGAAUAUGAGCGCCGAGUGAAAAAGCGACGUGCACGUCUCAUCACUGCUGCUGAGGAAGCAUUUACCCACAUCAAACGCAUACACAAUGAACCUGCACCUGCAGUGCCACUCGAUCCACAAGAAGCAGCGCAAGCGGUAUUUCCAUCUAUGGCGCGUGCUUUGCAAAAAUAUUUACGGGUUACACGACAACAACCACGACACACAUUCGAAAGCAUACUCAAACACUUGGCGCACUGCCUGAAGCAUGACCUAUCGCCGCGUGCUUUUCUGGAACCAUAUCUAACAGAAGCGCCAGUACUUCAAAGCGAAAAGGAGCGUCGUUGGGUGCAGUCAUGGUCAUUAAUUUGCGAUGAGCUUGUAUCGCGGCCUGUCUCAAACGAAUGUACGUUCCAACUGAUACAAAACGAUGUCUCACUUUUAGUCUCCAUACAUAAGCUACCACAUUUCAAUAUAGCCGAAGAGGUUGUCGACCCCAAAAGUAAUAAAUUUGUGCUGAAAUUGAAUUCAGAAACAUCUGUAUGA